Molecule: messenger RNA, 867 nt
Organism: Rotaria sp. Silwood2
Lineage: Eukaryota; Metazoa; Rotifera; Eurotatoria; Philodinida; Philodinidae
Source: the annotation of a GenBank genome assembly
AUGUAUAAUUAUUCACGCUCUUCGAAACGACUAUUGGCAGAACUCAAAAUUUUGACCAAGAAUCUUGACGUUCAAUCAUACUUUCAAUACGAAAAUUCAGGAAUUGAUGAAAAAUUAAAAGAAUUUUGUAUAUACGGAUAUUUAUUACCUCGUGCAGAACCGUAUAAGCAUGGCUCAUUUAAAGUACGUAUUCGAUUAAGUCCAGAAUAUCCGUUCAGAACACCGCAGAUGGACCUGUUAACAUAUAUUUAUCAUCCAGCUGUACGCAACAAUGUUUCACGGCCAACUAUGUGUACUGCAUGUGGUUGUUAUGAAUGGACGCCGAGUAAUCUUAUCAGCGCAUAUAUAAAAUAUUUUGUAAACGUAAUCGAUCAACCGGAAGCUAUUGGAACGUAUUGCGUGCUUAAUUCGAAAGCUAAAAUGCUGUAUGAUGAAAAUAGAGCAGAAUAUGAAGAAAUAGCUCUGGCAAUGAAAAUGAUUCUUAAACAACUUGACUUUAAUUCGGCUAAAAUUAAUCAAUUACCAUUAAUGAAUCACUUGAAAGAAUAUCUGCAUUCAUCAUUAUAUAGAACUACAAGUCCACCGAUAUAUGUUCCUGGUGGUGAUCUUGCACCAGUUAAAUAUUCUGCUGUUAGUUUAGCAAAUUCAACAGCUUUAGUUGAUGCAUGGGCUCGAAUAAAUUAUAAAUUCGAUCUUAUGUAUUCAAAACGAGCUUUUAUUCAUUGGUAUAUUAGUGAAGGAAUGGAAGAAAAUGAAUUUAAUGAAGCUCGAGAAAAUUUAGCUGCUCUUGAAAAAGAUUAUAUUGAAGCAGGACAUGAUUCAAUACAAUUGGAUUCAGUUCGAUCUAGUCUACUAAAUCAAGAAUAA